AUGGGAAGACGGAAGAUUGAUAUUCAACCUAUCACCGAAGAUAGAAACAGAACCGUAACUUUCAUCAAGAGAAAAGCUGGUCUAUUCAAGAAAGCUCACGAAUUAUCUGUGCUUUGUCAAGCCGAAGUGUCAUUAAUCAUAUUGGGGGCCAAUAACACAUUCUACGAAUAUUCAUCUGUUGAAGUGGAUGACUUGAUGAAAUAUUACAACGAUGAUGAAUCGUUAAGGCAUGUCAUUAAACAUCCUUCCGAUUAUGGAGAUUUUAAACAAAGAAAAUUCGUCACUUUGAAUAAAAAUGUUAGAAGAAGAAAUUACGCAAAGAAGAAUACUAGAUUUGUUGCCGCUUCUGUUUCAAAUUUAAAGAGCACUGAUGUUAAAAUUAAAAGAAAGAAUAAUGAAAUUGAAAAUACAGAUUCUGAUAUUCAUAAUCCUGCUAAGAGACCAAGAUUAUAUAUUGAAGAAACUAGUACAGUGGCUCCAGUAUCACCGCAUAGUACAACUAGUCUACCUGAUACUAGCACAUCAUCAUCAACUACUCAAAAUAAUAUACGUCCUGCAUUAACUUUUCUGCCACCAAAUUUACCUCAUAUCAAUGCUAUUCGCUCCUUCAAUAAAUAUCCAACUGAUAACGGUUCAUUAAAGAAUGAUACCACCACCACUAACAAUAAUAUUCCUCAGACUCUACAACCUCAUAGACACUCAGCAACACCACCCUUCAUACAAAGAAGCGUAACAUCAUCGAAUAAAACUACUCCUCCAUCUUCAGUGGUAGACACCUUACCGACCUUGAAGUUCAACCCAAUGGUACCUCAACAACCAAUAUACACAAACGGAUUGACUGCAGGCAUUGCCGCAGCAGGUGUUGCCCCAACAGGUUAUGCUCCACCACCAGUUCAACAUUUACCUGUUACAUCUCCUAUGCCUCAUCAAGUUUCUGUUGGUUACCCACAGAGAGUAUUACCUUACACAACGAAUCAACAGUUUUUACAACCAAUGCCAGCAGGUACUUUACAAAGACAUAAUUUAAGUGAUCCUAAUGUCAAUCCAGCAAUGCAAAUUGACACUGCUCAUGGUUGGUAUCAAGCUGGAACUACACCACUUUCCGGUGUUGGUGGUGCGGUACCAAUCUACAUGACUGCAUCAGGUCCAAUGUAUCAAGCAGAAUACCAUCGAUUGCAAGCAUAUCCACAAACAUUAGCUAUGGGACCCUCUCCCAUAGACACUAAUAUGGUUGCACCGGAUAAAAGAUAUUUGCCUCCUACACCGACAUCCUUUGAUAGGAUCGUCUUACCUAGUGUAAGAAGACCAAAUAGUACAUCUUCAACAACGAUUCCUACCACAAGUAGCGCUAAUAUGAAUCAUGAACAGUUUCAUCCAUCUCCAAAGUCACAAGUUGCAGUGAGUGUAGAGACUGAAAAAGUAUAA
Molecule: messenger RNA, 1425 nt
Organism: Maudiozyma barnettii
Lineage: Eukaryota; Fungi; Ascomycota; Saccharomycetes; Saccharomycetales; Saccharomycetaceae
Gene: SMP1
Product: Smp1p
Exons: 1
Coding region: 1-1425 (474 amino acids)
Biological process (GO): positive regulation of transcription by RNA polymerase II
Molecular function (GO): protein dimerization activity; DNA-binding transcription factor activity, RNA polymerase II-specific; RNA polymerase II cis-regulatory region sequence-specific DNA binding
Source: RefSeq, a predicted model, not a curated record